Messenger RNA from Mya arenaria, 5688 nucleotides. RefSeq names its product tyrosine-protein phosphatase 10D-like. Bases 302 to 3475 code for a protein of 1057 amino acids. Gene Ontology annotation, biological process: protein dephosphorylation. NCBI's taxonomy places the organism in Eukaryota, Metazoa, Mollusca, Bivalvia, Myida, Myidae. The record is from RefSeq and is a predicted model, not a curated record. The transcript has 25 exons. Gene Ontology annotation, molecular function: protein tyrosine phosphatase activity; protein binding.
UCAUGCGUAACAUGUUAAUAUCGUAUAGAGUAGUAAUACAUGUAUCGAGUGUAGGGUAUUGUUAUUUGUAUUUGAUUUAAAUUUGCACUGUCUAUUUUCUUGAUCGGUGACCAAGAAUUAUUAAGUAAACUUUGUAGAGUUUGAGAGAGUUCUUGAAGAUUAUUGUUGUGUGAUUAAGGGCAAACUUAUCUGAUCUUGGAAGAAUUGUAAAAUUAAAGUUUCUGAAAAGGUUCACCAGUGCUAGAACAUUAAUAACUGUUCUAAAAGGAUUUCAGUUCAACCGUUGUCGAAGGUCUUCUAAAUGAGUUGUUUGAUAUUGAAAUACAUGUAUUAUGCUCAUACAGUGUUUUCAAUAUUUAAUGAAAAUUUAGUUCAAUGGACAUUAAAAACACCAGGUUCUGAGAAGAUACAGGUUUUAGAGGCUGCACCUACAAGAGAGUCAACUGAGGCGACGACAUAUGAUACAACCACACCAACUACAUCUUUAAACAUACUGAGAUCUAUAAACAUACUGGGACCAACAACAUACCAACCGAGUGAGCCAUUAAACGUGGAAGUUGUAGUUCUUGGUAAAACGGUUAACUUAAAGUGGGAUACCCCCAAAUUCCCAAAUGGGGUGAUUUCUGCCUACACGGUGUGCUUUGCUUACAAGCACUAUUGGGACCAGUCAUACUCCGAAACAAACUGCACUAACAAAACAGCGUCGGAAAUGGACAUGACUGGGAACCACUUUGAAACCAGAUUGUCACUUCUGUUUACAGGUGCAUUUUUUACAUUUUCUGUUGCUGCUGUUAACGAGAUGUUUACGGGAAGAGCGAUUUCCGUUGCAAGAAGAACUUAUGAAUCGACACCCGAGAGUGUCACUGGACUGUACGCACAGGCAACAAACACAACCAUUACCGUGCUCUGGUCACGUCCAGGUGUCCCGAAUGGUGAUAUUGAAAGGUACCAGCUUCAGUGGAUUAAAGGAGAAGUCAACUGCGACGUUUUCAUCUCAACAUACAAGCGUACCUAUUUAGCCAGGGAAGUUACGAUCACACCAUCCUUGACCUUUGACCCACUGACAUCAGAGGAACCCUAUGAUGACAACUGUUUUUCGCCAACGCCUGAUCCAAUUCGUGUCAACCAAGAGAACAUGCGCUAUACCAUAUACAGACUUGAACAUAAUGAAGAGUAUGAGCUAUUGGUGACGCCGUUUACAACUACAGGACGAGGGCCUUCCAGUAAUAUCACACAACGAACAAUUGAAACAAGACCGGGCCCUGUGGGCAAUGUAACAAUACGCGAUAUUGAGUCAACGGCGAUAAACGUGACAUGGACGAUUCCUGAAAUAAACCCAGAUCCAACCAACUACAUAGCGGUCGCUUGGAGCAUGAUACCUAGACAGGAACACACUGCUCGGUGUGAAGUUGAAGAUUACACGACCACUGGAUGUGUGAUCGAGAAUCUCCACGAAUUUUGGAGGUAUAAGGUUGAGGUCAUUGCAAAAACCAGGGGAGGGAUCAGUGAACCAACAAUCUCUGAGCCUUUCUUUACACAAGAAUCAACCCCAGGAAAACCGACAUCAUUUAACGUUAUCAAAUUCACUGAUUUAAAAAACACCUGUGACGCAACAAAGAUCAAUGUUACCUGGAGCGAACCCAACCUCCAAGACAGAAAUGCCAAUAUCACACGUUAUGUUGUCAUGAGGGAGUUGCGUAAGACCGAGGUGUUCACAUUUACCGUUGAUAACCCUCAACCAUUUGCGUUUAACAACAGAAAGUUUUCAUUGGAACAUACAGGUCUCACCGCUAACUGGGGACAUCAAUGGCAGCUAUAUGCUGUUGGAAGAAAUGGGGUCAGAGGAAGGCCUGAAAACAAGGUAUUUUGGACGGAAGAAUGCGCUCCCCCAAAAAUGGACUCUCAUAUUGAGAAAUUAGAGAUCACCUCGUCAUCGGUGAUUUUUAAUCUUGAUCCUAAUUUCUUCAAGAACGAAAUACAAGGGAAGAUAGUGAAGUAUGGAAUGGUAGGAGGAAAUGUACGGGAUGUGGUCAAAAAAGUAAAUAGAAACACUGUUUUGAGCCUAGGCAGCUGGAGCAAUUUUACAUCUUAUAACCACCAGGGUGCUUAUAGAUUCACGUUCAACCUGAUACCCAUUGUGAAUGGUAAACUUCAAGUUGAGGUUGGAAAGAAUAGAAACUGCAGGAAAGAGGAUCUUAAAGAUUUUUGCAAUGGGCCGCUUCCUAGUGGAUUAGAAUUAUGGGUAAAGGCUUAUGCCUGCACGAACGUUGCAUGCACUGUGUCCGAGCACUAUGGACCAUUUACAAUCCAACAACCACACCAAGAUUCGAAUGGUGAUGUGGAUGGGGCCUUGAUUGCAUUGCCAAUUCUUAUUGCCAUCUUUAUCCUCAUCAGUAUGUUUCUGGUUCUUUGGUGGCGAGGAGCAAUUGACCCACUUCAGUGGAAAAAACAACUGCUGAGAGAGGGCGAGGAAUAUGAAGAACAGGAAACACUUCAAGAGAUUGUAGAGCCGAACAGAUCCAUUCCAAUAGCAACAUACAACGAGGCCCUUGCUGACCUUCACAGGGACACACAUCUCAUCCUGGCAGCUCAGUAUGAGGAGAUAAAGCGACGAGCGGAUCAGAUAGGACUGAAGGCCGCCUUCGCGGCUGCCAAACUUGAUCCUAACAAGUCCAAAAACAGAUGGGCCAAUAUUCUGCCCUUCGACCAUAGCCGGGUAAAACUUCAACAGUUGGAUGACGAUUGCCCCGAAUCAGACUAUAUCAAUGCUAACUAUUUGUCUGGCUUUCAUUAUCAACGGGAGUACAUAGCAACCCAAGGUCCGUUACCAGGAACGAUCGACGACUUCUGGCGAAUGGUGUGGGAACAGAACGUCAUGAUGAUCGUAAUGUUAACACAAUGCAAGGAGGGAAACAAAGUGAAAUGUGAGAUGUACUGGCCGGACACUGUCAAAGAGCCAAAGCAGUACGGAAAUGUUGUGGUCAACCCGACCUCGAUAACCAACAUGAACAAGUUUAACAUCAACAUCUUCGACAUCUCGCACGCCACCGAUGUAACGAAGAUUAGGAAAGUUCUGCAAUUCCACUACCUGGACUUUAUGGAUUUCACGGCUGCCGUGGAAGUUGAUAAUUUCAUCGAAUUUGUACGCACCGUCCGAGGUCACGUGCCCCACGAAAUGACCAGCCCUAUGGUAAUUCAUUGCAGUGCUGGCGUAGGCAGGACGGGCUCUUAUAUCGCCAUAGAUCGCUUGCAAGAGUAUCUGAACUCUCCCACGUUCAGUUUCGAUGACCGCAUCAACAUUUUCGACAUGGUCAUGGAAAUGAGGGAACAGAGAGUCAACAUGGUCCAGACAGAAUCUCAGUACAUCCUAAUCCAUGACUGUUUUGAGAGGAUGUUGGAGGACAAGAAAACAUCACUGCAAACUACACAAACGAUGGCAAAACUGGCAUACGAUCAGCAAAGAACAGCGCUCUGAGUGGCAAUUGACGCAAAUCUGAGAACACUACAAUGAUACAGUACAUAUGUAAGCUGUUCUAAGACUGUUUUAAUUCAAAGACAAUAUGUGUUCUUAUUAAGUGUGUUUGCGUGUGCGUGUGUCUGCGCGUGGGUGCGUGUGUGGCUUAUUGAAAUACAGUGUUCGUGGAUGAUAAUGGGUUUAUUCUAUAUUGAUCAUAUUAUAUUUCAAUGCAAACCAAUUGGUGUUAUUAUUGAUAAACAUAUAUGACAUCAGUGUUCAUAUUAGAACUCAUGUUAGGUUUAUUGAUAAACAUAUAUGACAUCAGUGUUCAUAUUAGAACUCAUGUUAGGUUUAUUGAUAAACAUAUAUGACAUCAGUGUUCAUGUUGGAACUCGUGUUAGAUCUAUUCAUAAACAUAUAUGACAUCAGUGUUCAUGUUGGAACUCGUGUUAGGUUUAUUGAUACACACCAACUGGUUGAGGGCAUAAAUCCAAACACUUAAUGAGGUUUUUACUAUCAUCUUAGAGAUUUUUUUGUUGAACAGGCUCACAAUUUUAUUAUUUGUAUGUAGAAAGUCGUUCGUUUCAUGGAGAUAAAAUGACCCUUCAAUGUAUGCUAUAAAGGACACAAACCCCGAACACAUAAAAAGGUUGUUGUUGUUUUUAAAUUUUACACCUCUUUAAAAUACUAUGGCUAAAAUUUGACAAAAGCAUACAGAAACAGAUAAGUGUUUGAUAAGAUUUACCUUUAACGUUUUUUUCUUUAUUCAGGUGUUGGGAUAAGAGUGAGGUUUGUGAACGUAAACUGGUUUAAACCCCCAGUAAAUUUACAUUUUACUGACCGUUCUAAGGCGGUACCUAACAAUCCUUGAUAAAUAUACCUAGUUUUUUAUAUAUAGUAUAUAUGCUCUGUGCUGUUUGUGGAAUUUGUGUUGUUGUUCCAUGUUUCUUGUUUGUGAUUUUUUGUUUGUUUGUUCUAUGUCUUUGGCGUUUACCCAGUGCCAUUAAACGGGGUUUAUGUUUAAACUUUUGGCUACUGAGCUUGUUUCUGUAGUUUUUCCCAUCAGUAUUGAACUGAAAUGCAAACCAAAAACAUAAAAAACUUGAUUGGCAAUAACCUGCCAAAAGUCAACGUCGCGAAAGUACACGACUUUUUUACUAUUAAUUAUGUUUGUUUGUUUUUUUAUUUACCACUUUAUAUAAGCCAAGUUGUAAUUUCUUUACUUUGAUUUUCUUAAAACUCUAAUCAUAAAAGCAAUUUAAAUCUAAGAUGUGGCAUAUUUUUAUAUAUAAAUAACGUAGGCCAACAUAACCGAGAGGUAAAAAAUGUGCACGCGCCAUGUGACGUCAUUUCCCCACGUGCUAUAUUUGGACCUUUUAGCGGGUUGAACAAUGAAUGAAAUUUUUUAGAAAGUCGAAACUUCACAUUCAAGUAUUAUGUUAAGCGUUUGUAUUAAUUUGGAUCGUCAAAUUGUGUGUCAUUGUAAAUGAAUGCCUGUUUAUACAGGCAUUUAGGAUUUAUGUAUUGUUCUGUUUUGACCCGUGAACUAGUAUUGAAUCGCAUGUCGGUCAAUCGCCAAAUAUUAUUUGCCCGAGUUUUGGUAAGGACAAGUGAACUAUAGCUCUGCGGCCGUUGGUCUGAGGGCAAGAGUUGACUUGGUACUUCCACUUCAAAUGUCUACUGAAAACUGACCGACAAGCCCUUCAAUAAGUUUUAUUUUUAUUACUUGACAUUAACAUUGUGAAAUAUUAAACUAUAUAAUCACCAUAUAUAACAAUAGACGAAAGUGAAACAGUGUACAUGUACCUCUAAUAUUCUAGAGUGUCUCCUCUUGUUGCUAAGUAAAUAUAGAAUGUUUGUAGAACACAUAUUUGUUUCGUUACAUAAGUAACUACCCAGUAAAUUUGAAAUUCAUUCAUUUGUGAUUCUUCAAUAAGAUAAAAGUUGUAAAGCAAGGCUAAUUAUGUUAUUUCGGAUCUAACUCUUUAUUUUAGCAAAUAAGAAAAUACUUGCUAUAUUAUCUUAUUGAGCAAAGUAAAAGAAUAUGAAAUAAUCCAAAACAAUUUAUUAAAUCUUUCACACAUAAGAAACUUGUUAACUAUUGAUGAACGGUCAAAUAGCAUUAUUUAUUGACUGUUGAUUUCUAUGGAUAACUAAUAAAGUUGUUAUGGAGUUGCUAACGUAAUAUUAUUACUAUGAGUUCUACUUUGUAUAAAUGAUAACAUCUUCAA